ACUCGGGUGUUGGUUGUGAAGCACACAUUUCAUUCUCACACCUUUAACAUCACCAUGAAGAUCUUCUGUCUCAUUUUACUUUGUCAUGGAAGCCUUCAGCUGCAGUGUGAUAAAAAGCAGAUCACAGCACAUAUUGGAGGCGAAUUCAUUCUUUCCUGCAAGUACAACACAAAGCAUUUCCUGUACAAUAAAAAGUACUGGUGUCGAGGGGAAUCCAGGAACACCUGUACGAUCUUAGUGCAUUCAGAACAUUUUGGUCAAAUCGCAGGCAGAUCCCUCGUCAUAGAUGCAAGAAGAAGAGGGUUGUUUGUGAAGGUCACAGAUCUGCAGUUUGAUGACACUGGAGCGUACUGGGUUGGGAUUGAUAAAGUAAACAGUGACAUCAUGACUUCAGUUAAUGUGCUCAUCACUGAAGUUCCGCUGUCCAAACCCAGACUGUGGCCUUUGACAUCUCUGGUGGAUGGGCCUACGUGCUGGGGGCGGCCGGUGACUGUGCGCUGCGGUUGUGAACAGGGCUCUGGUGUUCGCUACGCCUGGCAUCAGCGCACUCGCUUCAAAGACUCACUCCUCCACCUGUCAUCAGACUUGAAUCUUCACUGCAGCUCGCUAGGAGAGGACAGUGAUUAUUACUGCGUGGCCACCAACGCCCUGAGCAGUCAGGAGAGUGAGGUCCUCUCCGUGCAGGUCCUGAGGUCUGCACACAGCGGCUGUGUCUAUGUUUUGAAUCUGCAGGGCCAACCCAGUUAUGACUGUGCAGACAGGAUGUGCACCACCAGUGCCAGCACUCCAGCUUUGACCACCAAUGGGAAAAUCCACACAGAACCAGGAAACCAGCCUUUUCAAAUGAAUCACACUCGUCCUGAUCUCGGUUUGAAAAGGUUCCAGACAUGGGCACCACUCUGGUACACAUUUCUGCGUUGGGGUUAUUUGGCAACCUUACUGGUAUUUCUGUUCAUAGUUCUUAAAUGUACCACGACAAGACAAAGGAAAUGUCCCAAGAGGAAGAGAGAGGUUUAUUUCAAGCAAGUUCCGCACUCUGUUCAGUGACUUGCAUUAUGCAAAAGUAGAUGUUUCGAAGUAAAGUUUGAAUUUUGACAUUUGUUUUGCUCAGCUUGGUGCAGAGCCAAAUCGAAAUCCUGAUCCAGUGAAUAUAAAUGUGUUUUCAUAAGGAGGGAUGGGCUCUACUGGGUGACAUUCUUGUUUCCAUGUACAUAUUUUCAAUUACAGAUUUAUAUGACCUUUGACCACUGAAACAUCAUCAUUUUAUCUUUGAGCCCAAGCGACAAUUGAUCAAAAGUUGAAGAAAUUCCUACAAGAGGCCCAAAACAUGAAAAUGAAAAGUUAUAUUUGAGUAAUUAACAAACAUAGUAUGGGACAGACAGUAUUGAUAUUUCAAAACACUUUAACAUUGUCUCUGCCAUUCCCAGAAUAGACUUUUCAUUAUGGGACACCAGUAAUUAAAGCAUUGGCCUUAUAAUGCGGAUUAUAACUUUUGUAUGUAUUUAUAUUAUGUAUAAGUAUUGUUUUUUUUGUAUGAUGGUUGUUAAUG
Molecule: messenger RNA, 1549 nt
Organism: Platichthys flesus (European flounder)
Lineage: Eukaryota; Metazoa; Chordata; Actinopteri; Pleuronectiformes; Pleuronectidae
Exons: 5
Coding region: 55-1047 (330 amino acids)
Source: RefSeq, a predicted model, not a curated record